AUGCAAUCGGGUAGUUCAGAGCAGGUGCGAUCGGUGGCGGCAGCGACGGACACGAGAGGGAAGCAUCGGAUUUCGGCUGAAUUGAAGCGGCUUGAGCAAGAAGCUCGGUUCUUGGAGUCACACACCGGUGGUGGAAUUUCCGGCGACUGUGGGUCUGGUGGCCCAACAUCAGGUGGCUUCGGAGGGAUAAAAUCAGGAGCGCGUGGCGGAAACACAUCCGGCGGCCCCUGCGGGAUGUCGGGACCUGGGUCUGGAGGUCCUGUUCGCCACGUGGAUCGCUUGAGGGACUCUCAGUGGUCUUGUUUCUAA
Ilex paraguariensis (yerba mate) is the source of this 309-nucleotide messenger RNA. The record is from the annotation of a GenBank genome assembly. NCBI's taxonomy places the organism in Eukaryota, Viridiplantae, Streptophyta, Magnoliopsida, Aquifoliales, Aquifoliaceae.